UGUGCGGCGGAACCUUUGUCUCAGAGGCGGAAAUGGUGUCCACGGUCCAGAACACCGACGUGAAACAGAAAGAUGCUGAUCGUGCACUGGUUGUCGCGGUAACGUCUGGUGCAGUGUUUGAUCCUGGAGCAGGUGAUGGUGGUGUUGGUGUGUACGGAAUGGGCGUGGCUUUCCCGCUGCUGCAGGCGUUGCAGAGAGUGAACGAACGUCUGCUGCAGGAAAAUCCGGAUGAGUCGCUGUUGUUUGAUGUCGUUCUGAUCACCACUGACAGCCAGCAACAGCAGCAGAGCUCCCGCAUCAUCAGCAGCACCAGACAUUACGGUCUUGAUGUCGGCCGGUUCUGCUUUUCCAGCGAGGAGGAUUUCAUGGAGAGUUUACUGAAAAAUAAUGUUCAGCUCUUCCUGUCGACGGACAGAAACGAGACGCUGCAGGGGUCGCAGAAAGGUGUUCUCUCGGCGGUGCUGGACCGACAGGAAGCUCCUCCAGAGCAGCUCAGAGUGAUGUUGUGCGGAGACGCCAUCGUCCGGCACGACACGGUCCCAGAGCCGCCGAGCCAAAAGGCCGCUCAGAGUUUCUCGGCUCAGCUCGGCGAGAUGCGGCGGAGGUUCGGCAUGUUGGACAGCCCCCUCAGCGUCGUCCUGGUGACGUCGAGCGGCGGCAGGGAAAGCUGCGGCGUCGCCCUGCGGACGCUGAGAUCCCGCGGCCUGAGCGUGGACGAGGCCUACUGUCUGGCCGGGGCCCCGCGGAGCCCCAUCCUGUCCCUGCUGCGACCUCACUUCCUGCUCAGCGAUGGACUGGGGGACUGAUGACAUCAUGUACUGUCUCAUGACCUCACCAAAACUCCACUGUGUCUUUGAAACAAGUUGCCAAAUCCUCAGUCUGAACUCCCAACUUAAACAAAUGUGUUUCAGCUCAUUGAGCCUUAAAGAGCCAAUCAGUGAUAACGGAUGUAAAGCUAAGCCCCGCCCACCACCAACAUUCCAACCACAGGAUUGGACAUUGUCACACAGCAGUAAAUUGGUUGUAAAUCUUUUGAUAAAAUGAAUUUUUUUUUCUAGCUUUCUAAUUGGACGAUAUAAAUAAACCUGAAAGAAUCACAAACUCUAUUAUUGUUUAAUUAACUGUAUUAUCACUUUAAAUCUGAUUCUGUUAUUGUGGUUGACCUUUGAACCUUAAUGCUGGGGCUGCUUCCGUUUCAUUAUAUUCACUUAUUUUUAAGUUUCUGUCUGUUUAGAAACAUUCCGAAUCUUUUGUCUGUUACUUUGCGUUUCCUUGCGCCUGUAUGUUUUUAUGACUGUCUGUGUGUUGAGCUUCUCCGUGUCCUCUUCUGCUCCGUCACUUAGUUUUAAACUCAGCUCAAAACUGAUAAAACAGCCUCAUCUCUUUCUAAAGCUCUGUAUGUUUUAACUGUGAGAUACUAAAACGUUUUUGUAUCUUGUGCAUGCAACAUAAA
Messenger RNA from Anoplopoma fimbria (sablefish), 1453 nucleotides. Its product is annotated as cytosolic 5'-nucleotidase 1A. The transcript has 7 exons. Gene Ontology annotation, molecular function: nucleotide binding; magnesium ion binding; 5'-nucleotidase activity. NCBI's taxonomy places the organism in Eukaryota, Metazoa, Chordata, Actinopteri, Perciformes, Anoplopomatidae. The record is from RefSeq and is a predicted model, not a curated record. Gene Ontology annotation, biological process: adenosine metabolic process; nucleotide metabolic process. Gene Ontology annotation, cellular component: cytoplasm; cytosol. Bases 33 to 806 code for a protein of 257 amino acids.